Messenger RNA from Haliotis rubra (blacklip abalone), 1726 nucleotides. RefSeq names its product integumentary mucin C.1-like. The transcript is spliced from 3 exons. Bases 51 to 899 code for a protein of 282 amino acids. The record is from RefSeq and is a predicted model, not a curated record. Lineage: Eukaryota; Metazoa; Mollusca; Gastropoda; Lepetellida; Haliotidae.
GGUUUUUGUAGGGUCAUCCAUGUGCCAGUCAGCCAUGCAGUACCAAUCACAUGUGCAUUCCCGUCAACACAGCUAAAGACCAUGUAUGUGUACGUGUUGGUGCGUUCAUGCCCACUACUGAAGCAGGGAUGACAAAUUUUGCAAUAACAACAGCGACUGUGGCAACAACAUCUGCUCAAGCAGCCUCUGCAACGACAUCUUCCGCAUACCCCACUUCACUUGAAGCGACUACUACUGUCACUGGUACUACUUCUACUACUACUACUACUACUACUACUACUACUACUGCUGCUACUACUACUACUACUACUACUGCUGCUGCUGCUGCUGCUGCUACUACUACUACUACUACUACACUGAAAGAUACAGCCGAACCGGAACUGACAAGCCCUAUAACAACAACUCCUAUUUCAACUUCAACAACUUCAGUGGGGACUUCAACAUCUCCUGAACCGACUACAUCAACUUCUCCAGCACCAUCAACUACGACAACGGCGAUCACGACACUUGAGCCCUAUAACUGCACAUGUGUAACGGACAUUGACUGUGCUGAGCCUCCUGGAAGGAUUUGCUCCGGUGGUGUCUGCAUAUGUUCUAUUGGGUACGACAUGGACGAGACCAGAAUUGUCUGCAGAAAGCUGACAGAAUGCACAUCAUAUGGAUCUGACUUCACCCUCCACGUGCACAGGGCGAUCACUGGGCACAACUUUGAGAACUUUCGUUCAAAGACAUCUGUGGAAUGCGCCUGGUUGUGCUUGCAUGCAGGCACCAAGUGCAAAUCUUUUGAAAUAAUGAAUCAUGUCUGCUACUUGCAGCCAACCACGUGGUUUGAAGUCGACGUCGAUGAUCAAAGGGUCGAUAGAAAUGUAGAUCAUUACCAACGUAGAUGUAAAUGGUGACACAUACAUUCCUACCAGAGUUGGAAUAAAAGGUCUAUAAUAUAAACGCUUUUCUAAUUCUUUUCUAAUUCGAAAGACUAUCCAAAAAUACUAUCUAAUAUGGAUUACGUUAGAUUCCUUUGAGCCAAUAAUGUGUAUAUAUUCUGGCAUAAUCUUCAUGCCAUAUGAAUAAAUUGGUCCCUACUAUUAGCAAAGAUUGCUUGAGACACAUGCAAAGGCAAAGUGAUUGUUGACCUGAAAACAACCAAACUUAUAUCUGGAAUUGUAUGAAGCAUAACGUUUGUUUUUGCCUCAAAUGUCCUCGACAUGUCAACUAUAAACCUCUUGGUCAAUGGAACGGACUGUUUUUAGCCUCAUCAAACAACUUCAUAUGACGCACCUUGCGAUGUUAGUAGACAGAGUCGGCUCGAUCACUUCAAAAUGUGUGAAAUUUAUACCUAAGGUUGACUGUUUUAACGUAGUAAAGUGAAGGUAUUCCUGUUGUCAUAGAGUCUUGAUAUUUCUUUCACUCAGAAUAGGCAAAAAACAGAUGAAAUGGUUGUACAUGUGUCUUGUUUGCUCCCCGAUGCACCAAGCGAACCAUUAAUAUUUUUGAAAGGAAAAUACGUAUACAUAUUCGUCUGAAGGUUCUAAAUGGGAUUGUGCACAUAAACGUGAAAGUAAUAUGUUGAACACAAUAUCAGAAAUUGAAUUCUCUGAAACAGAAAGCUAAGUGCAGAUACCAAUUUACAGACUGUUUCAAAAACCAUUUCGAAGAUUGGUCUCCCUAUCACUCGAUCCCUCUAACGACAAGUACGGGUUACUGACGAUAAAUUAUUCCCGGAUCU